UGAAAUUUAUUAUAUACCUCCUGGAUAUCAACCAGUUGUUAUUGUUAAUACUCCUCCGCCUCCACCAUCAACACCAAAUCCUCCUGAUCAAAAUUCUGAUAAGAAAAAUAAUGAACAAGAUGAUAAAAAACCUGAAGAAAAGAAACCAGAUGAUCAAAAUUCUAAUAAACAAAAUGAACAACAGCCAAAUGCAAAUAAUACUGACUCACCAAUCAUUAUUAUACCACCUACUCAAUAUUAUUAUUUCAUACCAACUAAGUAA
Molecule: messenger RNA, 262 nt
Organism: Scutellospora calospora
Lineage: Eukaryota; Fungi; Glomeromycota; Glomeromycetes; Diversisporales; Gigasporaceae
Source: the annotation of a GenBank genome assembly